AUGUCCAAUCAAUCGUUAACUUUAACAUAUGCCCUGGUACCUCCUCAUUCUAGAGAGUCUCAAGAUACUCAUAUUUUACCAAUUACCAAAAUAUUAUAUCCAAAUCAGUCCCAUUUAAAGAACCCAGGGGACAAUACAAUCUCCAAUGAUGAUUUCUAUUACUUGACAUGUUCACGGGACGGUUCCAUUAUAAAACAUAAUUGCAAUUUCGAUGGUGUACCAAUUAAUAAUAAACGUAUGCUAACACACUCGGAUUGGGUUACCGACAUCAUAUGGGGCCCCAACAUGGAUACUUUUAUCACCGUCUCCAAUGAUUUCUCCAUCGUUUUGCAUCUAUUAAAUAAUUCAUUAGGCACUUGGGAUAUUAAAAUCACCGGUGACCAUGAUGAUUAUAUUAAAGCAAUCGUACACGUCAAGAGUAGCGAUGAUGCAGAAAAUUUUAUAUUUGCCACUGGUGGGUUGGAUAAACUGGUUAAAGUUUGGUCGUUGAACAAAUUAAAUAAUGAAGUCACAUUGGCUCAUACGUUUGAUAAUUCACAGAUCAAUGAAACUGGUUCAAUUUAUUGCAUGUCGUCCCCACAAGAAAAUCCAUUUGAAAUUCCAUAUGAUUUAAUUGUUGGUGAUUGUAACGGGAAUUUGAUAUUUUAUUCAUGCCAAUCAAUUAAAGAAGUUUAUAGACUGAAAAAUGUACACAAAAGCAAUAUCAAAUGCAUGAAAGUGUUGGAUCAUUCUACAAGAUUAAUAACUGCUGGUGCAGAUGGUUGUAUAAUAAUAUGGGAUAUUACAAUAAAUGAUGGACCUCCCAAAAAAUUGGGCCAUUAUAAAUGGAAACAUUUAGUUUGGUCAAUCUAUGGUGAAUCUCUGGAUGAUUUAUUUAUUGGUGAUUCAUCAGGCUCAUUAGAAAGAGUUAGUUUUACUGAUUUGAAAAAACCAGAAAUGCUAACAAUAUUUGAUCCAAACAAUUCAAAUCCUCAUCGUAAUCAUCAUUCUGAAGACCCCAAUUCAACAAAUAACAACAACACGAAUAGUAAUACUAAUAAUAAUAACCAAUCUAUUGCCAGUCUAAAUAAAAAAACGGGUGGUAUUUUGGAUAUUUGUGUUCUACCAACUACUAAUACUAUUUUAUUUUCAUUUUCUUCUGAUUCAAACUUGAAUAAAUUGGAUUUAAAUUCUAAGAAUUUAACUAUUAAGAAAGGUGGGUUUGCCUUAAUUAGAUCUUCAUUACUGACAAACAGAAGACAUGUUAUAACAGAAAAUACAAAGGGACAAAUUCAAAGAUGGGAUAUUAUUUCUUGCCAAUUAUUAAACACUUUCCCACCAAUCGAAGGAAGUUUUGAUGAAAUCGUAAUGAAAUAUACUUCCAAGGAAAUUUUAAAUCAUUGGUGUGUUGUGUCCAUUAAAGUAGGUAUGCUAUUUAUUAAAUUAAGCCCGAGAUUCUUAAACACUGAAAUUUAUGGUUCAGCUCUAAAAAAUUACAAUAUAAUUAAUAACAUUCAUGUCAAUGAUGAUGAAAGAUAUAAUGUCGGUAGAAUCCUUGUAAAUUCUUUAUUCAAUGAAUUUAUCUCUUAUGAAAUCGCAAAGGAUAAACUUUAUAGAAAGGCAAUUAUUUCCAAGAAAAAAGAUACUUUCUUCCAAAAUAACAAUAACAAUCCAACAAAUCUAAACCCAAAUCAAAGUUCAAAUUUAAACCCAAAUCAACCUUCAGGUAUAAUAAAUAAUCAAACUACACAUUUACCGUCUAGUCCAAAUGUUUGCAAUUUUGCCAAUUCAAAUAGCUCUUCAGAAUCUUUUAGAGAUAGGAAAAAGAGCCAACCUCCAUCAUCAUCACCAUCAGCAUCUCCUUAUUUCUUUAGAAGAAGUUCAACACCAUCACAUAAGACACCAACAGUUGCUGGCAAUUUAUCAAACAACUUGUACUCACAAACUCGAGAACAUAAUACGGCUACUACAAACUCUAAUGUAAAUGUAAAUCACUUAUCGUACCGCCUAGACAAUAGUACAAACAAUACCUAUGAUGAUACUCUUAUUUCAACACCAAACAAUUCCUUCCAUGAAAAUUCAGCUAAUACUACUCCAAAUAAGCCAACAUUUUCUUUACCAACAUCUCCCACUAUUGCUCAUACUCAUGGUCCUCCAAUGAGUGCUAAUCCUAAGAAUUUAACAAUUAAUACUAUGAGUUAUUCAACAGACUUAAAGACAUUAGGUGACCCCAAGAAUGGUAUGCAUCAUGAAAGAUUAGAAUCUCCUCUAAAUACCCCUCAAGCAAAUUAUCAAUCUCAAGGAAAUAUAACAUCUCCUGCUCUUAUAGGUAAAAAAAUAGGCUUGUUUAACAAUGAUCAUUCACCUUCUGCUACGACUCCUUCUGGUGCACACUUGAGGUCACUUUCAACUGGUGAAAAUAUUCCAAUUUAUUCCCCAACUCCAAAUUUAAUUAAUAAUGAUAAAUUGAUUGAUGCCACAGAUCGUUCAUUUGGGACUCCAUUAGACUCCAAUCAUAAUAGCAUAUAUACCAAUAAUGCAAGUAAUGACUUUAGUAGUAAUGCCCCCUCAUUACCGGGUGAAACUGAUUUUGAAUCUUCCAGGGAUUCUAGUUUAGGGCCAUUGCCUACAGAAACUCCCGUAAUGCAAAGAUAUGAGAGUGCCCUUUCAUUAGCUGCUGCAAAUAACAGGGCUAAAAACAAUGAAAUUAAAAAAGUCAAUUCCUAUAUGUCUAUGGAUAUUAAAGUUACAAAUUCAAAAUCAAAAGAAGAAUAUAUGAGCGAUUUAAUUAAUCGAAUGCAUGAAAAUUAUAGAACUCAAAUCACAAGCAAUUCUUCAACUUUAAAAAUUUUGUCUAAAAAAUUACCAGAUACCAAAAUUACUAGAGAUUUAACCUCCCCAAUAAUUGAAGUUAAAUCUAGUACAUUAAUUAUUAUUCAGAGUUGGACUCCAAAUUGUUGUGGCGGCCGUGUUGUGUUUACAACUCCAUUACCACCUUCAAGAGUAUCCUUAUCCGGGAAAGAAGUGUCAAGAAAGUUAAGUGGAUCAGGAAAUAAUGCAAUUCCUGAAGAAGAAAUCAACAAUGAUACAUCAAUGAUAAAUGAUGUCGAAAAACUAAACACUUAUGAUUUUCUAGAUUAUGAGAAUGGUAAUGCCGUUAAUCGUCGGUCAGUCUUUGAACAAUUAGAAGCAAAUCUACCAUACUGGUUUGGUAAGGUGUUAUUAAAUGAUGCAAAGGUUGUAAAAGCCCAAAAGAAAUUAAAUUUUAUUAUUGAAAUUUGGUCACCACAUAAUGAUGCUUCUCAUGAUAAUACUACAAAGAAACACAUAGAGGAAACUACUAAAAACAGUUCAACAUAUCACAGUAUGUUGAAAUUUGCUAGAUCAAAAUCUAAUGGUGGAUUGACGGAAACGGAUUUGCCAAAAAUUCAAGAAAAUAAUACCAAGCUGAUUGCUCCUGAAAUGAUAAAGGUUAAGAAAAUUAAGCUCUACAUUAUUGAUAGAUUUGAAGGUAAAACACCUGAAAUGCGUAAUAAGACAGAUCCAAAUGAAUGGCUAGAAUUGCUAUGCAGAGGCAAAGUUUUAGACAACGAAAUGACAUUAAAUUCUGUGAAAACCUUAUACUGGAAGUCCCAGAAUGAUAUUGUUAUCCAAUAUAGAAGAAAACCAGCAUGUUGA
Messenger RNA from Henningerozyma blattae CBS 6284, 3657 nucleotides. RefSeq lists its product as uncharacterized. The coding region runs from base 1 to 3657 and encodes 1218 amino acids. Lineage: Eukaryota; Fungi; Ascomycota; Saccharomycetes; Saccharomycetales; Saccharomycetaceae. The record is from RefSeq and is a predicted model, not a curated record. Gene Ontology annotation, biological process: protein deubiquitination; double-strand break repair via homologous recombination. Gene Ontology annotation, molecular function: ubiquitin binding. The transcript has a single exon.